Molecule: messenger RNA, 891 nt
Organism: Scheffersomyces stipitis CBS 6054
Lineage: Eukaryota; Fungi; Ascomycota; Pichiomycetes; Serinales; Debaryomycetaceae
Product: 2'-hydroxyisoflavone reductase
Exons: 1
Coding region: 1-891 (296 amino acids)
Source: RefSeq, a predicted model, not a curated record
AUGUCUAAAGUCUCAGUCGCCUUUUUCGGAAUCACUGGAUUCUUGGGAAACCCAAUCAUCGAAGCUUUUGAAACUGGUAAGUUCGACGACAAGAUCGAACUUCCCAUCAAGGUUGUAACCAGAAAGGAGUUGCCAUCCACCGACAGAAUUCAAUAUAUUGUUGGAAACUUGGACGAUGAACUGGUUGAUAGUUUGGCACAGAAAUUGGAUGGUACUGAUGUCAUUGUCGAGUUGCUUGCUGUGAACCCUGCUUUAUUCAAAAUCGUCGAGAAGAUUGUUCAGAAGGUUAGGCCAAAGUUGUUCAUUCCUUCCGAAUUCGGUGUUGAUAUUGAUCAAGUCAACACAUAUGUCCCUGGAUUCUGGAGUGUCAAGUCGGAUCACGUUGAACAUGUAAGAGAGUCUGGAAUUAAGACUGUUAGCGUUGUCACUGCCGAGUUUGCAGUUCCAGGUAGUUUCUUAUAUGAGUGGGUUGCACAAGUUGGAAUUGACGUAAAGGAAAAGACCAUCACCCAUUUUGGUGACCCAAACACAAAGAUUACAAUCUGUAAAUUGGCAGACAUUGCUAAUUCUGUUCUCUCUUUGAUUACUUUGGAUCCUCAAACUAUUCCCGACACCGUUAGAAUUCAGAGUGACGAAGUUACCUUCCAGGAUGUUAUUGACAGAUAUGUUCAAACUCACAACGUUGAAUUGAAGGUAGUCAAGACGAUCCCUAAGGAACAAGUGGCCAAGGACAUUUUAACCAGAUUUGAAAGUGGUUUCAGUCCAGAUGAUAUCUUUUUCUAUUUGCAAGCAAUUGCAUCUCAGGGUACCGAUAAAGGUAUGCACUUUACUGAGAUUCACAACGAAUUGGUCAACCCAGGAGAAUCUCUCUGGAAGUGGGAGAAGUUUUAG